GCCCCUUUUUUAUUUUUUUUUGUUGUUUUCACACUGUGGGACAGAGAAGCUGCUGGGUUUCGUCUUGCCGGAAUCUGUGUGUGUGGAAGAUGUGGGCAAGUGCAGAAGGAGGGGCACAGGAGGUGACCCUAGAGACCUCCAUGGGUUCUUUCACCGUUGAGCUGUACUACAAACACGCACCGAGAACUUGCAGAAACUUCCUUGAGCUCUCUCGCAGAGGUUAUUACAACAAUGUCAUAUUCCACCGAAUCAUCAAGGAUUUUAUAGUGCAAGGUGGGGAUCCAUCGGGGACUGGAAGAGGUGGAGAUUCUAUCUAUGGUAAGCAUUUUGAUGAUGAAAUAAAACCAGAGUUGAAGCAUACUGGAGCUGGUAUUUUAUCCAUGGCAAAUGCUGGUCCAAAUACUAAUGGAAGCCAGUUCUUUAUUACCUUGGCACCUUGUCCGUCUCUUGAUGGAAAACACACAAUAUUUGGACGAGUGUGUAAAGGAAUGGAAAUCAUCAAAAGGCUUGGUAGUGUCCAAACUGAUAACAGUGAUAGACCCAUCCAUGCUGUGAAGAUACUACGGACGUCUGUUAAAGAUUAGAUAUGAUGAAGCUGUUAUCAUCACUGGCAAUCAGGUUUUCGACUCCAUUAAGCCUAUGGCUUGGAUAUUUUGUAUCAUUAUGAGCUUUGAUAACCUUGUCUUCAAGGUUUCCUAGAAAAUUACUAGGAAUAUAAAAAACCAAGAGAGAUUAUUGAUUUAUUAGUCAAACUUUCAUAUUAUUUUAUAAAAUGUUGCUGGCUUUAGCCGCUUAAA
This is a messenger RNA of Ziziphus jujuba (common jujube), 797 nucleotides long. RefSeq names its product peptidyl-prolyl cis-trans isomerase CYP18-2. NCBI's taxonomy places the organism in Eukaryota, Viridiplantae, Streptophyta, Magnoliopsida, Rosales, Rhamnaceae. Gene Ontology annotation, molecular function: peptidyl-prolyl cis-trans isomerase activity. The transcript has 6 exons. Gene Ontology annotation, biological process: protein folding; protein peptidyl-prolyl isomerization. The record is from RefSeq and is a predicted model, not a curated record. Bases 90 to 584 code for a protein of 164 amino acids. Gene Ontology annotation, cellular component: catalytic step 2 spliceosome.